GGCAGUUCCUCCUCCGCUUCGUUACUCGAUUGCACACGCGGCCCGGCCCUCGGCCCUCGAUUGCUCGGGCCUAUCACCCUGGGAUGCCGCCUGCCGCCGCCGCGGCUGCCGGGCUUGUGGGAUCGGUGGCGGAGCCGGAGCCGCGGCGGGAGCUGUGGCCUGAGAGUUAGGGGGGCGGGCCGGCUCAUUCCUGGGGUGGGGGCCGAGGACUGGCGGGCGAGAACCCGGGGCCACCGCCCCCCUUCCUUGAGGGAGCGGACACUCCGAGCCUCUGAGGCAGCGGCGGCGGGAGCCGGUCAAAGGGGGCGGCCCCUGGCGGCGACGCCCCCAGCCCUGCCCUGCCCUGCCCGGCCCCACUCCAUCCCCAGCCCCAGCCCGAUCUAGCCGCGAGAGACGCCGGCGGGGGUUGAGGAAGGCGGCUCCGCGGGGCCCGCCCGCCCCUCCCGGGUCCUUCCACGUCCCCUCCCGGGAGGGACCCACACCUGAGCCCGGACCCACCCCCGGCCGGGGCCACGCUGGAUCCGCCUCCCGGCCUGGGUCCCGCCCGCCGGCUGCAGGUGGGCUGCGGCGCCGGAGCCGCGGGCAGUGGGCGGCGGGGAAGGAGGUGAGCCGCGUCCGUGCCGGCUGACGCUCCGGUCCUUGCCCCCGCCGCUGCGCUCUCCUCCUCCCUUUCCCGCAGGCAGGGCGCGGAGUCGCGCGCCAGCCCCGCCGCCGCCGCCUUGUCCCUCUGGGGCACCAUGGAGCUCUCCCCGUCGUCCGGAGGAGCCGCGGAGGCGCUGUCCUGGCCGGAGAUGUUCCCAGGACUGGAGUCCGACUCGCCGCUACCCCCGGAGGAGCUGGAAGCGGUUGUCCCAGUCGGUGGGGCCGUGGCUGGUGGCAUGUUGGAUCGGAUCCUUCUGGAGUCCGUGUGCCAGCAACAGAGCUGGGUCCGGGUGUACGAUGUCAAGGGGCCACCUACCCACCGUCUGUCUUGUGGCCAGUCACCCUACACAGAGACCACAACAUGGGAGCGGAAGUAUUGCAUCCUCACAGACAGCCAGUUGGUGUUGCUCAACAAGGAGAAGGAGAUACCUGUGGAGGGAGGACAGGAGCAACAGACAGAUUCCAGCAAAGGGCGAUGCCUGAGGAGAACGGUCAGUGUCCCUUCCGAAGGCCAGUUUCCUGAGUACCCACCAGAGGGCGCCACCAAACUGGAGGUGCCGGCAGAAAGGUCCCCCCGCAGACGGAGUAUCUCAGGGACCAGUACAUCAGAGAAACCCAACUCCAUGGACACUGUAAAUACCUCACCCUUCAAAGUACCAGGGUUCUUCAGCAAGCGCCUGAAAGGCUCCAUCAAGAGGACCAAAAGCCAAUCAAAACUUGACAGAAACACUAGCUUUCGGCUUCCAUCCCUUCGUAACGCAGAUGACAGGGCUCGUGGUCUGCCUAAACUAAAAGAGUCACGUUCCCAUGAGUCCUUGCUGAGCCCUUGCAGUGCAGUGGAAUGUCUGGAUCUUGGCAGAGGAGAGCCUGUAUCAGUGAAACCUCUCCAUAGUAGCGUCCUUGGACAAGACUUCUGCUUUGAGGUUACGUACUUAAGUGGAAGUAAAUGCUUCAGCUGUAACUCUGCUUCAGAGAGAGAUAAGUGGAUGGAAAACCUUCGUAGGACAGUUCAGCCAAAUAAGGACAAUUGCAGACGAGCUGAAAAUGUUCUUCGUUUAUGGAUCAUUGAAGCCAAGGACCUUGCCCCUAAAAAGAAAUAUUUCUGUGAACUGUGCCUUGAUGAUACCCUCUUUGCUCGUACAACCAGCAAGACCAAAGCAGAUAAUAUUUUCUGGGGUGAACAUUUUGAAUUCUACAGCCUUCCACCUCUUCAUAGCAUCACAGUUCACAUUUAUAAAGAUGUGGAAAAAAAGAAGAAAAAAGACAAGAAUAAUUAUGUAGGGCUAGUCAACAUUCCCACUGCCAGUGUGACCGGUCGCCAAUUUGUAGAAAAGUGGUAUCCAGUGAGUACCCCUACACCCAACAAAGGAAAGACAGGAGGACCUUCUAUUCGGAUUAAAUCACGUUUCCAAACUAUCACCAUUCUGCCUAUGGAGCAAUACAAAGAAUUUGCAGAAUUUGUCACCAGCAACUACACCAUGCUGUGUUCUGUCCUUGAACCAGUAAUUAGUGUGAGAAAUAAGGAGGAGUUGGCCUGUGCCUUAGUGCACAUUCUUCAGAGUACUGGUAGAGCCAAGGAUUUUCUCACCGACUUGGUGAUGUCUGAGGUGGAUCGCUGUGGAGAGCAUGACGUCUUGAUCUUCAGAGAGAACACCAUUGCCACCAAAUCCAUUGAGGAAUACCUUAAGUUGGUGGGACAACAGUAUCUUCAUGACGCAUUGGGGGAGUUCAUCAAAGCUUUGUAUGAGUCAGAUGAGAACUGCGAAGUGGACCCCAGCAAGUGUUCCUCUAGUGAACUGAUAGACCAUCAGAGCAACCUGAAGAUGUGCUGUGAGCUGGCUUUCUGCAAGAUCAUCAACUCCUACUGUGUUUUCCCUCGUGAGUUGAAAGAAGUGUUUGCAUCUUGGAAGCAGCAGUGCCUGAACCGCGGCAAGCAGGACAUCAGUGAGCGGCUCAUCAGUGCCUCAUUGUUCCUCCGUUUCCUGUGCCCCGCCAUCAUGUCUCCCAGUCUCUUCAACCUUAUGCAGGAGUAUCCUGAUGACCGCACAUCUCGCACCCUAACUCUGAUUGCCAAGGUCAUUCAGAACCUGGCUAACUUUGCCAAAUUUGGUAACAAAGAAGAAUACAUGGCAUUCAUGAAUGAUUUUUUAGAGCAUGAAUGGGGUGGAAUGAAGCGCUUUCUUUUGGAGAUCUCUAAUCCAGACACCAUCUCAAACACCCCAGGCUUUGAUGGUUACAUUGAUCUGGGCCGAGAGCUUUCAGUUUUGCAUUCCUUACUGUGGGAAGUAGUUUCCCAACUUGAUAAGGGUGAAAAUUCCUUCCUACAGGCAACCGUGGCAAAAUUGGGACCUCUGCCUCGAGUUCUUGCUGAUAUUACCAAGUCUCUGACUAAUCCUACACCAAUACAACAGCAACUGAGACGCUUCACUGAGCAUAACUCCAGUCCAAAUGUCAGUGGAAGCCUCUCCUCUGGGCUGCAGAAAAUAUUUGAAGACCCCACUGACAGUGAUUUGCAUAAGCUAAAAUCUCCAAGCCAGGACAACACAGAUAGCUAUUUCAGAGGGAAAACAUUAUUGCUAGUUCAGCAAACCUCCUCCCAGAGCAUGACUUACUCUGAAAAGGAUGAAAAGGAAAGUAGCCUUCCUAACGGUCGGAGCAUCUCCCUCAUGGACCUUCAGGACCCUCACGCUGCUCAAGUGGAGCAUGCAUCUGUCAUGCUUGAUGUGCCUAUGCGCUUAACUGGAAGCCAGCUUUCCAUCACCCAGGUGGCCAGCAUCAAACAACUGCGGGAAACCCAGAGCACCCCCCAGAGUGCACCCCAAGUGAGAAGGCCCCUGCACCCAGCCUUGAACCAGCCAGGCAGCCUCCAGCCCUUGUCAUUCCAGAACCCUGUCUAUCACCUCAAUAACCCAAUUCCAGCAAUGCCAAAGGCCUCUGUGGAUUCCAGUUUGGAGAAUCUAAGCACUGCCAGUUCCAGAAGCCAAAGUAACAGCGAAGAUUUCAAACUCAGCGGGCCCAGCAAUAGCAGCAUGGAAGACUUCACCAAACGCAGCACCCAGAGCGAGGAUUUCUCGAGGCGGCGCACUGUGCCGGACAGACACAUACCUCUUGCUCUGCCACGGCAGAGUAGUACCGGGCAGGCCCCCAUCCGGAAGAUGGACCAGGCUGGGUUAGGUGCCCGAGCCAAAGCCCCGCCGUCCCUGCCGCACAGCGCUUCCUUACGGAGCACAGGGAGCAUGUCGGUGGCGUCUGCGGCGCUGGUGGCCGAACCUCUGCAGAACGGGAGCCGGUCCCGGCAGCAGUCCUCCUCAUCUAGAGAGAGCCCCGUGCCCAAAGUGAGAGCGAUCCAGAGACAACAGACACAGCAGGUGCAGUCCCCUGUGGACUCUGCCACAAUGUCCCCAGUAGAGAGGACAGCAGCCUGGGUGCUGAACAAUGGGCAGUAUGAAGAGGAUGUGGAAGAGACUGAGCAAAAUCAAGAUGAAUCCAAGCAUGCUGAGAAGUAUGAGCAGGAAAUCACGAAGCUGAAGGAGCGCCUGCGCGUGUCCAGCCGGCGGCUGGAGGAAUAUGAACGCCGCUUGCUGGUGCAGGAACAGCAGAUGCAGAAGCUGCUGCUGGAGUACAAGGCCAGGCUGGAGGACAGCGAGGAGCGCUUGCGCAGGCAGCAGGAGGAGAAGGACAGCCAGAUGAAGAGCAUCAUCAGCAGGCUGAUGGCUGUGGAAGAGGAACUGAAGAAGGAUCAUGCUGAGAUGCAAGCAGUUAUUGAUGCAAAGCAAAAAAUAAUCGAUGCACAGGUCAUAAAUGGAGAUGAGAUUAUUCAAACAGGAAAAGCGGAUCGUGUCCCUGGAUUCGGCCAACACCAGACUGAUGAGCGCGCUGACGCAAGUGAAGGAGCGGUACAGCAUGCAGGUCCGCAAUGGCAUCUCCCCCACCAACCCCACCAAGCUUUCCAUCACGGAGAAUGGUGAAUUCAAAAACAGCAGCUGCUGACGGCCUUUGUGACCACACAGACUGUGGGAGGAGACAGAAGGAAAUGUCCCCGCUCUCCUGGCCCCAGCCCUCUCCCCGACUCCCCCAGGUUUACAGAAUGUUGCUACUUCCGAACAGCAGAGUGGCGAGACACUCUCAAAUGAAGAAAGGAACCUUGUCUUUCAGGGCAUAAGGCUAAGACUUCCAAGGUCGAUGCUUUCCCCCCAUGUCUCUAUGUACAUAGGGAACUUAGUUCUGGGCCAUGUACAGAAAAUACCACUGUAAUAUACCAAAAGGAAGUGAAUAAUGUAGAUUACCUUUUUAAUUAUUACUAUUUUUAUUAUUGUUUUCCUCUUGUUGAGAGCACUGCGGUUGUUAGAGGAGGAAAAAGUAGGAACGACAUGUGAGUGAGAGAUGAGCCCGCGGGCUCGGUAGAUAGAGACCAAGUGUCUAUCGGAUAGAAGCACGUGGAGUGCAAUAGGACAUCGUCAGAAUGAAUUUUUCAGGGAUUCAUCUGCCAGUCUAAAAACCCCACUCUGGCCCCCUUGUCCUUUAGGAGAACAUGCAAAUACCAAGAACCAACCAAAACAAUCGAUCCCAUUGAUCAACCAAGACUGGUUCUGAAUGGACAGCUAAUGUGAUUUGGGGAUACACUGUUUCAGAAGACACAGAUAAGAGUUGUUGCAUCUAAACUGGACUUUAGGAGUGGUUUCUAUUGAACUCCUGUUGAUGUUCAUUUCCUUCUGUCUAGAGCAGAUGGGAAUUUUCCAUUUUAGAUAGGGGGCUUUUUUUAACCCCAGUUGUAAUAAAGGGUGUUCUUUUUCCUCUUUAGAGUUUACAGAACUAUAAAUAUUUGUGUCUCUGCAUACCAUCUUCAUCUCCACACACCCACUGCCCUUUCCAAACCCCUGGUGGGAGCAGUCUUCACCAACAGGGUUCACUCUCCCCUGGAGAGGUUGUUCAAAUAUGCUGUCCAUAAGCCAUCCAAAAUAAACACCCUUUCUUCCACACAGAAAAGGGCUAACCAUACCAUUAGCAGGAAUCUCUGAAUAUUUCCUAUUAAAAAAAAAAAAAAACAACUUUUCUAUUUGUAACUUACAAUUUUUGUUUGGGAUAAAGAUUUUAUCCAUUGUACUAGUAAAUCUCUGGGCAGGGUAAUUUUAUCUCAGUCUUUAGCUUUGAAAUGGCUUCUUCUUCUAAUUCCCUCACUAAAAUUUAGAAAGGAAAUCCAGAAGUCACGAUUCUGCUUAUAAACGAAGAAAACUAAAAGUGCAAGGACCAUGCGUUCCAGUCAUUACUCCCAUGUUCUUCAUAGAUUUGGCAAUAAUCACUCCAUUUCACCAACUGUCAUCCUUGGCUUUAUUGUAGGACAGAAACAGUCAUGGAAGCUAAUUUACUUCCUUUUUUCCAGAGGUGUGAAAUGUCAACUUGAAUGCAAACUUGAUUAUCAGAAGUAUGGAAUGUUAUGUGUUAAAACAGACAUUAUAUAUACAAAUAUAUAUAUACAUAUAUACUCACACAUAUGUACAUAAAACUGCACAAAUAGGAAAAGUUCAUGCCUUCUCUGCUGUCAGAUAUAACGUUAAAAGGGUUUUGAAUCUCUUUAAACAAGAUCUAAGCAGCUCUUUAUCCUGAGAAAGCAACAACAUUUCUCAAAUAAGUUAAGGAUGUUUAUUUUAAAUUAUAAACUUUAAGGAAAUUUUUAAAAAAGAAAAGGAAAAAGGGAGAGGGAAAAAACAAAGACCCGAGGGAGCCCUAUGCACGGAGUGAGUGUUUCUACCGAAGAGAGCAUUAUAAGGAAACAGGAGGACAUUUAUCGGGUCCUCUGCUGGGUGAGGCCCAGCCUCGACAUCUGUGAAUAGCCUCCCUCUCGAGGCACCCCCCGGCUUUCGCUUGGACCUCUUGAGCCCUGCCCUCUCCCAGUUGGAUCUCUGUGUUGGACCUUGCAUCUCAGCAACCUCCCAACAGCCCCAACCCACCUUUUAAAACAUUUCUGUUCAUAAUCUUCUCGUCUCUGCCGGUCAGAGCUGUAAAUUAGGGCUAUUCCUCCUACUUAUCUGAUCUACGGUUUUCAUGCCCUCGGAUUUUGGGCACUUGGUUCAUUUCUUGACCCCUGGUAGUUGUUUUACAAAUUCUUACCUCCU
Molecule: messenger RNA, 6755 nt
Organism: Mirounga angustirostris (Northern elephant seal)
Lineage: Eukaryota; Metazoa; Chordata; Mammalia; Carnivora; Phocidae
Gene: RASAL2
Product: RAS protein activator like 2
Exons: 19
Coding region: 738-4610 (1290 amino acids)
Biological process (GO): regulation of GTPase activity
Source: RefSeq, a predicted model, not a curated record